UUCAGGACACUAUCAGACUGGAUUCUUGUGUCUCCGCAGAGAGCGGGGCAGUAUGGCGUCAACUGUGCUUAGACAUUGCUCAAAUGUUCUUAAAAUAAACGUCCGGAAAUCCACCAUUCUCCCGCACGUUUCUACGGGUGUUCGACACAAGAGCACAAUUCAGUAUGCCACACGACCUGAUCUGCCGAAGCUGGCCUACAGGAAACUGAAAGGGAAGAGUCCUGGAGUGGUUUUCUUGCCUGGUUUUGCCUCAAACAUGGGUGGACAGAAAGCAGAAGCAUUAGAGGAGUUCUGCAAGUCUUUGGGUCACUCAUACCUCAGGUUUGACUAUUCUGGCUGCGGGUCAUCUGAAGGGGAAAUGGGCAACUACAACAUGGGUGCCUGGAAGAAGGACGUACUCUAUGUACUGGAUGAAUUAGUCGAAGGGCCACAGAUCCUGGUCGGCUCCAGCAUGGGUGCGUGGCUGAUGUUGCUAGCCGCUCUUGCACGGCCAGAGAAGACUGCUGCUUUAGUGGGCAUCUCCGCCGCUGCAGAUCAUUUUGUCCUCGCCUUCAACGCCCUACCAAUAGAGACAAAGAAGGAGAUAGAGGAACAGGGCUUUUAAAUUCCCACCAAGCACAAUGAAGAGGGUUUCUACACUCUGAGCAUGGACUUCCUGAAGGAGGCCGAGAACCACUGCAUACUCCAGAGCCCCAUCCCCGUGUCCUGCCCCGUCCGACUGAUCCACGGCCUCAAGGACACUGACGUACCCUGGCACGUCUCCAUGCAGGUCGCGGAGCGGGUACUCAGCAAUGACGUGGAUGUCAUUUUUCGCAAGCAUGGGCUUCAUCGCAUGUCAGAGAAAGAUGACAUUAAGCUCAUGGUGUACACUGUUGAUGACCUCAUCGACAAAUUAACCACAUUAGGGUGAAGGAUGGACCGGUUGCGAUGGGAAAAGCCGUGUACACAGGAAAAUCGAGGUAGUGACGGAAAACUAAGUAAUUGAAAGGGAUGUCAACCAAAAGUGAAAAUUGUCAUUUCUUUUCAGAGCAAUAGGACUUUAUUUGUUCCAGCAUGGAACGGCAUACAGCGACCAGGUGCUGCCAUACUCUGAAUAGUCUAUUUGACCCGUGCGCCCUAUUCCUUCAACAGUCUCCUGAAGCCAUACAAUAGCUUUGUGUAAGGUAACGGCCAACAUUUAAACCGUUAUUCACUGAAAAUCUUGCCUGUUUCUAUAGCUCACAAGCUAUAGCUUAUAAACAAAUGCAACGUUCAAAGUUUGAAAAUGCACACGCACUAAUGAGAUUUGAGGGUCAAGAAUUUCAGUGAGUAAUCACUUCUGUAACACUUUACAAUAGGGUCUCUUUGUUAACAUUAGUUAAUGCAUUAACUAGCAUUAAGCUAACAAGGAGCAAUAUAUAUUUUUUACAGCAUUUAUAAACAUCAUAUACAACUUUUGAUCUAUUACAUUAGUAAAUGCACUUUUCCUAUUAAAGUAUAUUAAGUAAGAGUAG
This is a messenger RNA of Pimephales promelas (fathead minnow), 1493 nucleotides long. RefSeq names its product abhydrolase domain containing 10, depalmitoylase a (gene abhd10a). Lineage: Eukaryota; Metazoa; Chordata; Actinopteri; Cypriniformes; Leuciscidae. Gene Ontology annotation, molecular function: hydrolase activity, hydrolyzing O-glycosyl compounds; palmitoyl-(protein) hydrolase activity. The record is from RefSeq and is a predicted model, not a curated record. Gene Ontology annotation, biological process: protein depalmitoylation. Gene Ontology annotation, cellular component: mitochondrion.